UCCCCCCUGCCGGUGGUGGCCUGGGACAGCUGCCACAUCCUCUCCACCGAGCCAGGAAUGUGCAGCUCCCCCCGACAUGGGGCUGGGCAGGAUUCAGACCCUUGAGGCGGGCACUGCUGAGGGGACCUGCCUGCCCUGGGGGCCACCGGUCACUGCUGGGGGGGGACACAGGGCACCGCUGGAGGUGUUUGCAGGGGGACACCCCCUUUCCAUAACCCAUGGCCACAUGGCUUUCCACUAUGGGGCCAUACAUCCUUUUCUGGGGGAUAUGGGGGAACGGAGGCCAUCAUUUUGCCCCCAACCCCAAUUCCACACCCCACCAACAGCACGAAACGCCACGGGAGCUGCCCAGCACACCGCCACCACUCCGCUGGUGGUGGACGGGGGGGGGACAGGAUGGGACGCGGGCUGCCUCCCACCCCUCCCUGCCCCGCAUUGCUGCUGGGAGCAGCUGACGGGGUUGGGGACAGCUGUCCCAUCCCGCCGGGCGCCAGGCCCAGAAGCUCGGCGUGCAGGCGGCCGAGCGGAGCCCCAGCCCCUGCGCCCCACGGCUCCGCCAUGCGCGGCCUCCUCCUCGCCCUCUGCGCCCUGGCAGGUGUGAGCUGCAGGAACCAGGAGGAGAAGCUGCUCCAGGACCUGAUGACCAACUACAACCGGCACCUGCGCCCGGCCCUGCGCGGGGACCAAGUCAUCGAUGUCACCCUCAAGCUCACCCUCACCAACCUCAUCUCCCUGAACGAGCGGGAGGAGACCCUCACCACCAACGUCUGGAUCGAGAUGCAAUGGUCCGAUUACCGCCUGCGGUGGGACCCCGAGCACUACGACAACAUCCAGCUGCUGCGGGUGCCCUCCACCAUGGUCUGGCUGCCCGACAUCGUCCUGGAGAACAACAUUGACGGGACGUUCGAGAUCACGCUCUACACCAACGUGCUGGUGUCCCCCGACGGCAGCAUCUACUGGCUGCCCCCCGCCAUCUACCGCAGCUCCUGCUCCAUCCACGUCACCUACUUCCCCUUCGACUGGCAGAACUGCACCAUGGUCUUCCAGUCCCAGACCUACAGCGCCAACGAAAUCAACCUGCUGCUGACGGUGGAGGAAGGCCAGACCGUGGAGUGGAUCUCCAUCGACCCCGAAGCCUUCACAGCACCUCUCCCCACACCGUGCCCAGCCCUCCUCAUCCUCCCACCCGUGCUGGGGGCUGGCAGUGUCCCCAAAAGGACACGAGGACUCACCUGGUGGCAUCCCUGCGUGGCAGAGAACGGCGAGUGGGCCAUCAAGCACCGCCCCGCGCGGAAAAUCAUCAAUUCGGGGCAUUUCACCCCAGACGACACCCAGUACCAGCAGGUGGUCUUCUACCUCAUCAUCCAGCGCAAGCCCCUCUUCUACAUCAUCAACAUCAUCGUGCCCUGCGUCCUCAUCUCCUCCAUGGCUGUGCUCGUCUACUUUCUGCCUGCCAAAGCGGGCGGGCAGAAAUGCACCGUCUCCAUCAACGUGCUCCUGGCCCAGACCGUUUUCCUCUUCCUCAUCGCCCAGAAGGUGCCCGAGACCUCCCAGGCGGUGCCGCUCAUCGGGAAGUACCUGACCUUCCUCAUGGUGGUGACGGUGGUGAUCGUGGUGAACGCCGUCAUCGUCCUCAACGUCUCGCUGAGAACGCCCAACACUCACUCCAUGUCCCAGAGGGUGCGCCAGGUGUGGCUGCACCUCCUGCCCCGUUACCUGGGCAUGCACAUGCCGGAGGAGGCGCCGGGGCCGCCGCGAGCCUCCCGGCGACGCAGCUCCCUGGGGCUGAUGGUGAAAGCCGACGAGUACAUGCUGUGGAAAGCCCGGACCGAGCUGCUCUUCGAGAAGCAGAAGGAGAGGGAUGGGCUGAUGAAAACCGUGCUGGAGAAGAUCGGCCGUGGGCUGGAUAGCGGCUACGCUCAGGACUUCUGCCAGAGCCUGGAGGAGGCAGGCCCCGAGAUCCGGGCUUGUGUCGACGCCUGCAACCACAUCGCCAACGCCACGCGGGAGCAGAACGAUUUCAGCAGCGAGAACGAGGAGUGGAUCCUGGUGGGGCGGGUGAUCGACCGCGUCUGCUUCUUCAUCAUGGCCUCCCUCUUCUUCUGCGGCACCGUCGGCAUCUUCCUCAUGGCUCACUUCAACCAGGCGCCCGCCCUGCCCUUCCCCGGGGACCCCAAGCCGUACCUGCCCCAGUGACACCCGACCAGGUGAUGCCAGGGGCUGGAUGUCCCCAAAAUCUCCGUGCCCGGCUUCCUGGGGACCGGGGUGGCAGGGCUCUGUCACCCCCCUGCCUGUGGGGGUGAUGGGGAGCACGGGGUGGCUGUGGUUGUGCCGAACAUGGAAGUAAACCUCGUGGCAGUCUCGUGGGC
Anas platyrhynchos (mallard) is the source of this 2369-nucleotide messenger RNA. The record is from RefSeq and is a predicted model, not a curated record. NCBI's taxonomy places the organism in Eukaryota, Metazoa, Chordata, Aves, Anseriformes, Anatidae.